AUGGCGUCCACUUCAGCCUCCGCGUCUGGCUCAGGCUCAGGCUCUGGCUCGGCUGCCACCCCAUCGUCUGGCACCGCUUCAUCUCACGACUCGAAACUAGCCACUGGACUUUCACACAAAGCCGCAGGAAACGCGAGCUUCGUGUCGAGCGACAUUCCAGCUGCGCUCUCCUCCUACCACCACGCAAUCCUAUACCUAUCCGGCUCUCAAACGCGGAGCAUCCUUGGGCUCGUUGGCGAGUCCACGACGGACAGCAGGCCUGAAGACCUCGAUUCCGACUCUGACUCGGACACUGCGUCUGCUCCUACCAGCGAAGUCGAGCUGUCGCAGGUGUACAGCAACAUGGCGGCGUGCUACAUCAAGCAGGGACGGUGGGAUCGAGCCCUGGAUGCGGCGGAUAAGAGUCUGCGUGCCGACUCGCGCAAUGUCAAAGCCAAGUUCCGGCGUGCACAGGCGCUGCGUGGGCAGAACAACCUCUACGCCGCGCGCGACUAUCUCCAACUCACCCUCGACAGCCUUGGCAAGAAACGCGCCGAUGCAAGGGUGGGAUUCGAGGCGGAGCUCAACAAGGUCCAGGCCGAGAUUGAGGCCAAGGAGGCCAAGGCGAGGAACAAGUGGGUUGGAUUUUUGGGCAAGAAUCCCGGUGCGCUCAGCGUGGAUGAUCCGACCAAUGCGCCGUCCGACACUUUGUGA
Molecule: messenger RNA, 693 nt
Organism: Moesziomyces antarcticus
Lineage: Eukaryota; Fungi; Basidiomycota; Ustilaginomycetes; Ustilaginales; Ustilaginaceae
Product: TPR-like protein
Exons: 1
Coding region: 1-693 (230 amino acids)
Molecular function (GO): protein binding
Source: RefSeq, a predicted model, not a curated record